Molecule: messenger RNA, 11324 nt
Organism: Topomyia yanbarensis
Lineage: Eukaryota; Metazoa; Arthropoda; Insecta; Diptera; Culicidae
Gene: park
Product: E3 ubiquitin-protein ligase parkin
Exons: 6
Coding region: 9771-11222 (483 amino acids)
Biological process (GO): regulation of mitochondrion organization; ubiquitin-dependent protein catabolic process; positive regulation of proteasomal ubiquitin-dependent protein catabolic process
Cellular component (GO): cytosol; ubiquitin ligase complex; cytoplasm
Molecular function (GO): ubiquitin conjugating enzyme binding; ubiquitin protein ligase activity; zinc ion binding
Source: RefSeq, a predicted model, not a curated record
UUUGGGGAAAAUACGGGAGCUACUGAGUGCUUUAUCUGACAACUCUUUCCAGAUUACCUUGGUAUGGGUCCCUUCUCAUUGCUCCAUUCCGGGCAAUGAGAAGGCAGACUCCUUAGCUAAGGUGGGUGCCUUAGAAGGAGACGUUUACGAAAGACCAAUUAGCUUCAGCGAAUUUUUCAGUAUUACUCAUCAGAGAACCCUCGAAAGUUGGCAAACUUCGUGGAGCAGUGGAGAGCUGGGAAGGUGGCUACAUUCGAUAAUCCCUAAGGUAUCGACGAAACCUUGGUUCAAGGGGAUGGAUGUGGGUCGUGACUUCAUUCGUGUGAUGUCCCGACUCAUGGCAAACCAUUACACGCUGGAUGCACAUCUCCGGAGUAUUGGGCUCGUGGAUAGUGGUAUCUGCGCUUGUGGCGACGGCUAUCACGACAUCGAGCACAUUGUCUGGACGUGCACCGAGUACAGUUCCGCUAGGUCUCGGCUAAUGGAUACCCUGCGGGCCCGAGGAAGACCAACCAACGUCCCGGUUCGAGAUGUGCUGGCAAGCCGCGAUGUCCUCUAUAUGUCCCUAAUAUACACCUUUGUGAAAACCAUCAAUAUACAAGUUUAACUGCCCCUUCUUAUUUUCCUUAUCAUUCUCAGAACCCUCUUCCACCUGUAUCAAAGCAUCUGUAUCGAAUGAGCCAACAAACACGGGACCUACGGCACCUAACACGCUUAACUCGAAAUGUAGCCGAUCCACAUCUGAGCCGUACUACGAAAUCGUCUGGAAAAACCCCUACCAUCUUGAGGAGGACCACCCGGCGUCCCAGUACAUGAUUCCCCUGAUGAAGGCCACCCGAGUUUGUAAUCCAUCCGUUGAUCUCACGAUGCCUGAAACUGAAAUAAUUUUCUCUCCCUGUCAUCUUUGUCUACCCUCCCUCCCCUGACUCUUAUACCCAGAAGUAACACCCCUACCCCACCCCCCCCCCCCCAAUAUCAUCACGAAGCAUUUAGCUCUUCUUGUCUCUUCUAGUUUUAACUAUUAUAUUAUAUAAUCUCGUUGAAAAUGCCCAACUCUACUACCCACAAAAAUAACUAUAAUUACGAAUCUUUACAAAAUUCAAUCAUGCCCUCUAGUUAUUCCUAGUUUUAAGUUAGUCGUAAAAAAUUGUCCCCCUUAGUUAAACAUUAUUUGCUCCAAUAAUCUCACUGAUAAAAAUGUCAAACUAUAUUGCCACAAAAACUAAAUGACCCCCCUAAUCUUACGAAAAUAAUAUUAUCCCCUUGUGUAGAUAUAUAAGAUAGCUAUAAAAUCGCAUUAGUUUCAUUUAAAAAAAAAUCAUUAUGUAAUCCCCUAGUUUUAAGCAAUUUAAAAUGUAAAACAAAACAAAAUUGGCACCUUUAAGCUAACGCAACGUGCCUUAUCAAAUAAACGAUUUGAAUAAAAAAAAAAAUACUGAGCAAAAGUCACUUUUGACUUGAAAGUGCUUUCUCUGCUACAGGAAGGAUCAAGGAAAGAAAUAACCAUCACAACAUUAUGUAUUGAAUAAUUAUUUAUAUAUUUUUAUAUAUAUAACAUUUGUCUUAAAACUAUCUUCAUGCAUAUUAUUUUGUAUUAUUUCUAUACGAGGAAAAUAUUUUUGGUUCAUCUUCUGAAUUAGAAUACAUUUUCGCCUCUACUUUGCCACCAGGAAUAGGCACAAAAGUGUGGAAUUUCUGAGUGCCAGAUAUUGUUUUGGCGUUAUUAUAUAGUUCUUCGAGUUCUUCUGACAUUGUGUUGUACUGUUCAGUGGCUAUGUAACAGAAAAUUAAUUUUAUGAUAUUUGUAUCAGUUUGUUCAAUGCCUAGUUAUAUAACUCUCCGAGAGUUGUUAUGGUAUUUCCAUAGUCGCGAGUAAGACUGGCUUCUUUUACCAUUCGCUUGAGAGUGCCACCAAUAGCAUCACAGGGUCCAUUUCCAUUGGAUGAAGCAAAACAUGCCGUUGGAAUCUAUACAAGCUUGUGAAGUUUUUUUUAUUUUUGUAUUGUGCUGCUGCUCCAUCAGACAAAAAAUAAAUUUUAGAAAAGUUUGUCAAUUGUUUCAUAAAAUUUAUCAUUUUUGAGAUGAACAACGAAAUUGUAGUCUUUCAGUCUUCCACUCUUCCAGUCUUCAUUCAAGUUUAUUAUGAAUACAGUUAACUCUCUCUAUGUGGAUAUUCUCUAUGUCGAUAUCUUUCUCUAUCUGGAUUAUUUCGUAGGUCCCUUCAGAUCGCACGUAUAAAAACUCCUCUAUGUCGAUAUUUUCUCUAUCUCGAUAUCUCCCUAUCUCGAUGUACCUAGCUUUAUAUUUGCCUGCAUUAUUCUCUCUCUAUGUCGAUGUGUUUUUUUUCUCUCAGGACAUCACAAAACAUAUACAUAAUGGAAUGAAAAUUGGCGAUCAGGGCGCUAGGUCCUAUAUCAAUAUUCUGUAUGUAGGGACAGUAAUGACAUGAUUUGGGAUGAAGUGGAUAUUCAAUGUUUUCCUACGAGACUUUGUAAAACGAAUUCAGCUUAUUCUGCAACUAUCGAGGUUUUCUAGAAAUUAUGCAUUCUUAGGUUCAAAAUUUUAACUUUACGUGCUAUAAAAAUAUUCAAUAUGCAGCCAUCUGUAGCACGGAAAUCAUUCUUUCGUGGUCAAAACAAUUUUUAAAUUAGAGAAACAUGGAGAGACUUGACCAAGCACAGAAUUCUAUUAUUGGCUAUGACGUGUUCUAUUAGGUUCUUGAAAAAAUUUCAAAAAUAUUUUUAUACUAGUUUCGGUCCGUCAAGGUAAUUUUAAAAGUUUGAAAUGAAAAAUGCUUUCCUCUUAGAAAAGAUUCCGUAUUUAAUAAAUUUGCGUUAAAUGAUGUAAUUUUGUAUCAAACUUUGUAUGGACAUGGACUACUCGUCUAAUAAUUACUUCUAAAGUACUCAUACAUUAUUUUAUACUUUAUGAACUAGUGAAAUGAUUUUACAUAAAUCGAAACAUUGAAAUAGUUAUUACUAAAAUUUGCACGAGAUUGAACGAAAUUGUAAUGUUGGGGAGACUUGACCAAGAUUUUAUGGGGAGACAUGACCAAGUGGCAACAAGCCGAAGAAAGAUAAAAAUUUUCUGAUAUUUACUAUGCUGUCGUACCUACUGUUAGAUAAUCACGUCACAAAAAAAUCCCACAUCAAACAUCAGUCUAUAUGUUUUUGUACUAGUAAACAAAGUAGGUAGUAAUAUGGCUGAUUUCGUGACGUGUUAAUAUGCAAUAUAGGCAGUACAGUUAAUCCUUAAAAGGAAAUGCAUUAAACACAGUCGAAAUUUAUGAAAUGCAACCCUUUUAUAUUUUUUACUGCUACCUAAUGACCUCGACAAUAUGAAAAAAGGAUUACAGUAUUAUUUAUGUCAUUAUUUUUUGCUCUGAUUUUUCAAAAUUCUCUUGGUCAAGUCUCCCCAGGCCUUGGUCAAGUCUCCCCACAGUGGGGAGAUUUUACAAAAAAACGAUCUCAGACAAACUUUUAUAACUUUUGAAAAAGUAAGUUAAAAAUUCCGCAAACACACGAAUGAACACGAAUAAUACCUUUAUACAUUAUAUCUCAAUGGCUUUGGAAGGAUUGAAAACUUUUUUAGAGAUUUAUGCAGGUUUAUCUGAAAACCUGGUCAAGUCUCCCCAUAUUCCCCUACAUGUGCGGCAGAAUGAUAAACAGCAAAUAAGGGAUUCCUUCUCAAACAGCAAACAACAUUUUACAGUGCGAGUGCACUUUACCUCGUCGUCUACUACCCUACUCCCCCCAAUACGAGCAUCUAUAUUCAUUUCCCGGUAUGUAUUAUGAUGUCCUGAAGGAAAAGUUGUCUCAAAGAAAAUCAUUGUGUUCUAUAUGUCGAUCUCUCCCUAUGUCGAUGGUCCCUUCAAUAUCGACAUAGAGAGAGUUAACUGUAUAUACCAAAUUCGUUAUUGAUACUUUUUGCAUUUAUCAGGCAACUAUCAAUUGUGAAAUUGGAUUCUGAGAUGAUUAUGACUUUCAUUGGUUUUGUUCUUGAUAAAAAUACACUGAAAAAAAUUGUUGGGCAAGGAAAAGUUUUUUUUUUCAAAUGACUUUUUUCCCUGAAAGUGCCCAACUUGACAAGUAAUGUGGCAUAUCUAAUUCAUUUUACCCCAAAUUGGCGUUUGUAAUAAGAUAGCACAACAACGACGAUAUAAGAUGCAUCCCUCCAGGCCUCGUAAACAUCUUGAAAAUUUGAGUGAAAUCCAUACAUUUCUUGUAUAGGAGUAAGAGUAAAAGUAAGAAAAUCGUCAGGCAUGCAGCAAAACUUUUUGAAAAUUAUAAGCAUGUAAAUAAUUUUACUAGUUUAAUAUAAUACAUUGAAAAUGCGCUUGGAAAAAAAAAUAAAAUUACGUAGGACCUUACAUAUUUCUUUCUUUUAUUUUUUGUUAGUAAAAGUCAAAUAAGAGAAGAUUGUAUCACGGAGAAGAUAAACCAAUUAUUGUCCUUUUCAGAAUAUCUUUUUCGAAUUUCCAUAAAAAAAUCCCCUCCUUAACCUUCUGGCAGUCGCGCUAGUGCACUGAGUGCACGCUGCUCUGAAAAGCUAGCGAAAUCGUCUUAGAGCAUCAGCGGCUGCUCGUUCAGUGGGACACUUUUGGAGGGUUAAAUAGCACAUUGUUUGUAAAUUCUUUGCGUUUCUCCAUUAGCAAUUAACUAAUAAAUACAAUACAAACAAGUUGGGAUAUUAUUCUCAUUACUUACCACAAAACACAUGUGCAGGAGUCAGGAAAUAAAUUUCAUAAAAGCUGCAUAUCUAAUAAGAUUGACACUUCAUUUAUUAUGUGCACAAAUUCUAUCGCAAAAUCUUUGAAACAAAUAUUUUGUCUCUUGUAAUAAGGUUAUCAAUCAAUAAACUUUAUAAGAUAAUAAAAAUCAUUUGGAAGUUUUCUUAUUGGUUUGGUACAGAUUUCUGGAAUGCAACGAUGGAUUCGAGUAUGUACUGCCGUUAUGUUCCCUACGUAUUGUGAAUAAAUGUGUAAAGGGAAUCUCAUAGAACAUGGGACAAAUAUGCAUAUAACGGCAAUGUAUUUGUUGAUCAAUUCAUUUGGUAAAAUGAAAAAUAACUUUUAUUCACAAACAAAUCAUCGAUUAUUAGUGGGUGAAUACGUAAGAAUGUUGCGCAAAAUGUAAGAAACCACAACGAACUGAAAACAAGGCUCAACGGACUACGCCCAACUACCCCUCAGUGGACACAAAUAAAUGAAGUUCGCCAUGUAACUGAACUCCGAUGUCAGCAGUGAAAUUCGAUCCGAAAAUUGUUCUCUUUUAGGGUAGGGUGUGGUAGUGCGAGAGAAGAUACUUGAUCUUGAACACCCCUAAGGCAGUCUCGAUCUAGAAUUUUAUCAGUCCCGCUUUCCCACUUGAAUUCUUCUACCUGCUUCACAGUCUCUCUUAUCGGAAAGUUUCUCCAGAGCGAAAAGGCCUUUCUUUCCCGAUCAGCUGUGCGCGCAAUAUACAUAGUGGAUGUACGAAUUAUAGAUCAGUUGAAAUAAAUCACAGUCGAGUAAGGUCGCGUUCUUUACUUCGAAAAUAAAUUGCAUUUUUAAGUUCGCGAAAAGUGCAGUGUUCACAGUUAUCAAAGUGUCCGAAAAUCUCGUCUUCCGCGCGAACAGGGUGUAUUUAGAUAGAUUAUUAAACUGAACAUGCUGUCAAAAUCUUCACCCUAAACAUCUUGUCAAGGAAAAUAUACUCCGAUUGAUGAAGAAAAAACGAGUUUGCAAUCAAAGUAGCUAGUAUUCCUAGUAAUUGUAUUCCAAACAAAAGAAUUGGAAUAUCUACCACUACGCUCAUUCAAACUCGUGAUUAUUAAAAUAUAAUAUAUACGAAGCACUUAAUCCUUAAAUUCUAAAUUAUAAUCUAAAAAUAAUCCAUUUUAUUUAUACUCGAAAUAAGAUUUGCCGUUUAUGAUUAGGGUUGCCACCCCUCCGGGUUUGACCCGGAGCCUCCGGUUUUCGGGAGCGAUCUCCGGACCUCCGGGUUUUACAUCAAUUUCUCCAGGUUUGGUUGAAAAAUUGAUGAUUUAAGCUUUUUUGAAUUUAAUUGAUUCUUUUCUAAAUGUUUCAAAAGUGUAAGUAUGGUGCAUGUACUAUUUUUCUGGUUCAAACGGGUCCACCAAAUCGCAAAACAACGAAAAUGAAAAACAAAUCAAUUUUUUUACAGCUUAAGGAAAAUAAUAUUUCGCUAUAUGUUGCAAUUAAAAUUUUGCGUACAUUGAGUCGCUCAAAAGUUAUUUUCCUGUAAUUUUACGAAAUCACUUCGUUGUUGGUGGUGCCUAUCUGUAGCUGCAUCAAGGGAUGGCGGGUUUGUUCUAAUCUGAAUGGCUAAGUUAACAUAAAACGAGUGCUUCCGGUGUUGUUGUUGCUCUUGCAGUGACCCCCAACUGUUGGCUAUGGGGGUGAAUUUUGCCCCCUUGUUGGAACGUCUGGUGACGAAUUACCGAGACCACAAAGUACUUCUCCUUCUUCUGUUAGUUGUGGAUCAGAGCAAUGCUCGUUCGACUUAUCCUCCGCAGCGAGAAUGGCUGGUGCUUUUGUAUUAUUUGCACUUGGCCGGAGAAGAGAAACUGUACACUAAUAAAACCGACAAAACCGUAAACCAACUUGAGAAAUUUACAGCUGUAUUUUGACGAUAUAGACGAGAUCACUCUAUAGGUGAUUGUGAGCUAGUUUUGAUAAUUUUCCAAUCAACCAGUAUUAAAUUUCAUGACAAAUUACAGAAGGAAUGAAAAAGUAUAUACACUUAGCUUUUUUACGCGAUAGAACAAAAUCCAUAGUGAAUAUUUUUUGGAGCGCGUGCCCUGUCGCCUCGUGUACAGAUAGCUUAAAGUCUAAAAUGUCGUGCAAUCGCUUUGAUUCUACUUUUUGUUGGCUUUGGUUUAACGUCCUCCACCCUCAGGUCAGUAAAAAUCUCCAAGUCAACGUCUCUCCCGAGGUGGCAACCCUAUUUAUGAUUUUAAGACAGAUAGUUACCUAGCGAACAUGAUGCUGAUGCAUGAAGCGAUAUAAAACAUCGAUGUUCGCGAAUCUUAUAUAGACGAAACAAUCGCUUCAUAUAUGUUCACCGAACACCGUUUCGAAACUCUGUGCAAAUGUUUCAAAAACGUAAAAAUCACGAGCCAAGAGCUUACCUUGUGUUCGAUGAUGUAUGCUUAGUUCAUAAUAUGAACUUUUUCAUAUUAUGAACUUUUUCGAACAUUGUAGAAGCGAAGCUAGCUUCGUCGAAGCGGAUAUAAGUUUUACCCCUAAAUGUUCGCAGCCAUUGCAUGUGGUAUGCUUGAGAAGCUUCGAACAGCAAGCAGUUCAUUUUGCGAACUUUUCCUGACUUAGUGUGCGCUUGGCCGAAAGCGGUCAAAUUCCGAGCAUAUUGUUUUCUCACGAAUGUUAUUUUUUGAAUUGAGCGCUUCGUAAACUCUUAAAAUGAUAGAGCUUACAUCACCCAGCAUUCAUGUGAGAAUUUGAGUCAUCGAUUAGCCACCAGGAGGCAGCACCCGCCACAAAUAAUGUUUUGGAAGCGAUGCCACAUGUUUUUGUGAAAUAUUUGUAGAAGAAUAAUUAAAAUGUCUGUAAAGGUCUGUAGAUGGUUGUGUAAAUCUUAGUUACACUAGAAUAUUACUAGUAGAUUGGAAAUAAAACAAAAUUGUGAAGGAAACGCCCUUCACGAAGCACCGCGCUUAGGAGAUGAAAUAACGUGUAUCUGCAUAACGAAGGGCUGAAUAAGAAUACUGGUAAAAAAAAUCAGCCCUACGUUAUGCAAAGUUGUAUACAGAUUGAGUGAGCACACCAGUACAAGUGAUGCCAAAUUUAGCACCUUCAGUGAAAUCCAAUCACUAAAAUUGGUUUAAUGAGAUAUAUGUACCGUAAAGCGGGGGAACAUUGAUCAAUUUUUCUGAAUUUUUUCGAAUAAAUUUCUUCAAAUCAGGUCGAUGUAUCUGUUUGCAUUUUUAACCCUUUCAUGCCCAACUUUUUUCUAGUGCAUGUAGAGUUUCAAAACUAUUUUUCCUUGAAUACGGUGGGGUCAAGAAACACGAAAAGCCUGUUUUCAUAAAGAUAGGUGAUUCCAUGGCAGUGCUAGAAGCUGGUCAAUUUUUACCUUCUAAUGCUCCAUACAAUUCUCCUAGAAUAAUUACAAUAAUCCAAUUACGUGGAAAACGUAGCCAACUACAGUCUAAAUUGGUAAGUUUUAUCAGUUUUCAAUAAUAUUGCUCCAUAACGAAGAUAUAUGAAAAAAUCAUUUUCCGUCGUCAACACAAACUGUCCCUGGCAGCACUGCUCCUUCGGAAUCCAAUCAGACUAAUUGCAAUAACUUCAGUUCUAGAGCUGAUCUUUUUUAACUGUUAAUACUCAAAUUAAUGGCAAUAAUCACAUUAAUGAGCCUUACUUGUUUUUGUGCGCAAAUAUCGUCUCAAUCAAAAGUUAUAGCUGUUUAAAAACGUUGUUGUCCACAAACAACAUGGGCAUGAAUGGGUUAAAACAAGUACUGGCACCCAUAGAUUGAAAACGUCCAAAUUGUUUGGUAAUUUAUUUCGUUUAACUAUUAAAAUAAAAUAAAUUUGUUGUAAAUUUUCAUUCGUUGUUUUCGUGGUAACUUUGAUCAGCAAAAUAUGGGUAUCAAAAUAAGAAAUAACGCUCCAAAUGGUGUGUAGAUUGCACAACGGUAGGCGAUUUUUUGACCCGUUAUUGUGUCGUCUCGUAAGAAAACAAAAUUGCCUGGAAGGAUACGGCCGACUUUUAUCGAACUUUUUCAGGAAAAUAAUCAAAAUUAAUAGUUAGCAUUAAAAAUCUCGAAUUUUUAAAAUAAUAUAUUGGACAAAAAUAUUUACGGUUUCUAAAAAAGUGAAGUUGGUUGAUUUCAUUUAUAUACAAAGAAUUGUUUGAACAGGUUGAAACGAUGCAUGAAAGUUGUAUCAUUUUCAAUUUGAAUUUGUGUUCAUAAAAGGUACAUUAGAUGACGAAAUAAUCGUUGCCGGUAGGUGCUGAACAUGUUUAGAAUAUGGUUUGUAUUUUGUUUUAAUGUUUUUGUUAGAGGGAAUCAUCGUAGUCUCAUUUGAUCAAACUUACCCCGGUGAUCAAAAAUACCCCAUUUUACGGUAUCAAUCUAGUUAUGCCUUAACAACUGUCGUUUUGUUUCAAUCGAACGAAGAACUAACUGCAUCAAAAACUCGCCGGCCGGUGGCAACCUAUACAAAAAGAUUUAUUGUGCAGUUCGCAUGGGAUGCUCGAGAAUUCACUAAUGUUGGAUACCAAUACCGGAGUCCGAAGUGGCCGAUAAGUAAUCAUGGAUCCAAAUACCGCAGCUAGUAGUAUAUACCUACAUAAAAUGAAUAUUUCGCAAAUGACGAGAAGUAUUUUGCAGCCGUUAUCUCUAUGUUAAUGUCACAGGCGAUAGAGGUAGACAACUGUCUCUCUAAUUCUUCGAACAACUCUAUAAAACUCGAUAAACGCUCCACCCCAAUGACAUUAAAAUUUCUACGCAAGAUAGUAGAUAUUUAUUAUGUUAGUUUUUUUUUUCAAAUUUAUUGAAAGUUUAAAAUUUAAGAUAAAAAUAUUUGGCAUCCCUGACUGCCAUAUGUUCCAAUAUCUAAACGUCAAUUUUGUUUUGUUUUGAAUUUUAAUCGCUCAGCUGCUACUGCUAGUGCGUACCUCGGAUCGUAUCUAUUUUGAUAGUGAGUCUCCGUGAAUAUUACGCGUUACAUUUAGACCAUUUACUGUUAUUUAGAAUGAAAAAUUUCCAAAUCGGGAAUAGUGAAUAAUUCGCAGACGCGUAAAAAUGUUUGAUAUAGUUGUAUUUUUGAAAAACUUUAUCUACAAUAUGUUAGCGAUAUUUUCCUUCGGUCGCAAGAAGCUCUCCAACACGCUUAGUAUCUACGUAAAGACAAACACUGGAAGUACGCUAACGGUGGAUCUGGAACCGCACAUGGACAUAAAGAAUGUUAAGGAAAUCGUUGCUCCACAGAUGGGUCUAUCUCCUUGUGAGUUAAAAAUCAUUUUUGCCGGGAAGGAACUGUCCGAUUCAAUUACCAUUAGCGAGUGCGACCUCGGACAACAGUCGAUUAUUCAUGCCGUCAAGGCGAAAACUUUGCCAAAGAAAAUAAAUAGUAACAAAAUGCAGCACGCAAGAACUAUUUCAGAGGAAAACCCGGAAGAUUCUGUCUCAACUAAACCACUAUGUGAAACGAUGACGGACCUACAGCUGACGGAGGUUAACAAAACGGAAGAGGUUACUAGCAUAGAUAGAAGAAAGGCCCAUUUCUUCGUCUUUUGCUCUCAGUGCGAGAAAGUAUGUACCGGGAAACUACGAGUUCGCUGUGGAAUCUGUAAAAGUGGAGCAUUCACUGUGCACAGGGAUCCGGCCUGUUGGGACGAUGUUCUCAAGAAAAAACGAAUUACUGGACACUGCGAAAACUUCGACGUUCCCUGCGUGGAAAAUGAACUCGGCGAUCCUCCGUUCACGGAGUUCUAUUUCAAAUGUUCUGAGCACUCCUCCGGUGGUGAAAAGGACUUUGCGGCUCCGCUCAAUCUUAUAAAAACUAACCACAAGGAUGUUCUAUGUAUUGCAUGCACAGAUAUUAGCGACACAGUACUGGUGUUUCCCUGUGAAGCUGGUCACGUAGCAUGUUUGGAUUGUUUCCGGCAGUACUGUGUUUCACGAUUGCUGGAGCGGCAAUUUUUAGAACACCCAACCGGUGGAUACACGCUACAAUGCCCUGUGGGUUGUGAAAGAUCCUUCAUCGAAGACGUGCAUCACUUCAAAUUACUGUCUAAGGAACAGUAUGACAGAUAUCAGAGAUUUGCUACUGAGGAAUACGUUCUUAGACAUGGUGGCGUUUUAUGUCCUCAACCAGGUUGCGGAAUGGGUCUCCUGGUCGAUCCAGAAUGCAAGAAAGUACAGUGCCAAAACGGCUGUGGGUUCGUAUUUUGUCGAAGCUGUUUGCAGGGCUAUCAUCUUGGAGAAUGUUUGGAAACGCCGCAGCCCAACUCAGGGGCAGCACUUGGUUACACUAUUGAUCCCCUGCGAGCGUCUGAAGCACGUUGGGACGAAGCCUCGAAAAUUGCCAUAAAGGUUACGACCAAACCAUGCCCGCAGUGCCGUACCGCGACGGAACGGGAUGGUGGCUGCAUGCAUAUGGUGUGCACUCGAUCCGGCUGCAGUUAUGAGUGGUGUUGGGUUUGUCAAACUGCCUGGACCAGAGAUUGUAUGUCGGCUCACUGGUUUGGUUAAGUUUAAUGCUUGGCUAGUAUUGAAAUUGCAAAUAUUUAUACAGUUUUUCUAGUGCCCGGAAUAGUUAAAGCGAACAAAAUUUAGUAAUUGUUACUUUAUAUU